AUGACACUUUUAAAUAAAUCAUUCAAACAAGAAUAUUCUUUAGAAAAAAGAAAAACUAUUUCAGAAAAAAUUAAAAAUAGAUAUAAGGAUAGAUUACCAAUUAUUGUUGAAAGAGCACCAAAUAGUAAUGUCCCAGAUAUAACAAAAAAGAAAUUUUUAGCCCCAUCCAAUAUGGUUGUCAGUAAUUUUAUUAUGGAAAUUAGAAAGCAUCUAGAUGGCUCCAAACAAAAC
Messenger RNA from Dictyostelium purpureum, 231 nucleotides. RefSeq lists its product as uncharacterized. The transcript is spliced from 3 exons. The annotation marks the transcript as partial. Gene Ontology annotation, cellular component: autophagosome; cytosol. The record is from RefSeq and is a predicted model, not a curated record. Gene Ontology annotation, biological process: macroautophagy; cellular response to nitrogen starvation. NCBI's taxonomy places the organism in Eukaryota, Evosea, Eumycetozoa, Dictyosteliales, Dictyosteliaceae.